Messenger RNA from Lipotes vexillifer (Yangtze River dolphin), 2711 nucleotides. RefSeq names its product Rho GTPase activating protein 25 (gene ARHGAP25). Gene Ontology annotation, biological process: actin filament organization; signal transduction; activation of GTPase activity. Bases 135 to 2054 code for a protein of 639 amino acids. The record is from RefSeq and is a predicted model, not a curated record. Lineage: Eukaryota; Metazoa; Chordata; Mammalia; Artiodactyla; Lipotidae. Gene Ontology annotation, molecular function: GTPase activator activity. The transcript is spliced from 12 exons. Gene Ontology annotation, cellular component: phagocytic cup.
ACACACACACACACACACACACACACACACACACACACACAAGCUUGUGAGGCAAGAAGAUCAAAAAGCCAAGAAGGGCGUGAAUUGAGGCAGACUCCCUGCUUCAGCAGCAACUCGCCCAAACCAGAAGCAAAAUGUCCUUGAAGUUGCCAAGAAACUGGGAUUUCAACCUGCGAGGGGAGGCUGGGAAAAUAGCUCGGUCAAGGAGUGUGAUGACCGGAGAGCAGAUGGCGGCCUUUCACCCCGCAUCCAUCCCCAGCCCACUGGAAAGACCCGUCAAGAUGGGCUGGCUGAAGAAGCAGAGGUCCCUCGUGAAAAACUGGCAGCAGAGGUACUUUGUGCUGAGGGCACAGCAGCUCUAUUACUACAAGGACGAGGAGGACAUGAAGCCACAGGGUUGCAUGUAUCUACCAGGGAGCACAAUCAAGGAGAUCGCCACAAACCCAGAAGAAGCGGGGAAGUUUGUCUUUGAAGUCAUUCCAGCCUCAUGUGACCAGAGUCGCACGGGACAGGACUCCUAUGUCCUCAUGGCCAGCUCCCAGGCGGAAAUGGAGGAGUGGGUUAAAUUCCUUAGGAGAGUCGCUGGCACACCCUCUGGAGCGGUGUUCGGCCAGCGCUUGGAUGAGACCGUGGCCUAUGAGCAGAAAUUCGGCCCCCACCUGGUGCCCAUCCUGGUGGAGAAGUGUGCCGAGUUCAUCCUGGAGCACGGCCUGAACGAAGAGGGCAUCUUCCGACUGCCUGGGCAGGACAACCUGGUAAAGCAGCUGAGAGAUGCUUUCGACGCGGGGGAGCGGCCCUCCUUUGACAGAGAUACAGAUGUGCACACGGUAGCCUCCCUGCUGAAGCUCUACCUCCGAGACCUCCCAGAGCCAGUAGUCCCCUGGAGCCAGUAUGAGGGGUUCCUGCUCUGUGGGCAGCUCAUGAAUGCAGAUGAGGCAAAGGCUCAGCAGGAGUUGACGAAACAGCUCUCCAUCCUUCCUCGAGACAACUAUAGCCUCCUGAGCUACAUCUGCAGGUUUCUCCAUGAAAUCCAGCUGAACUGUGGAGUUAACAAGAUGAGUGUGGACAAUCUGGCUACUGUGAUUGGUGUGAAUCUCAUCAGGUCGAAGGUCGAAGACCCUGCUGUGAUCAUGAGAGGGACUCCUCAGAUCCAAAGAGUGAUGACCAUGAUGAUCAGAGACCAUGAAAUCCUCUUUCCCAAGUCCAAGGAUGCACCCUUGUCACCCCCUGCCCCCCAAAAUGACCCCAAGAAACCUCCAGUGGCGCGAAGCUCUGUGGGCUGGGAUGCCACUGAGGACACUCCAAUUUCUAGGACAGACAGCGCCAGCGACUCAGAUGCAACCAGCCCCACUGGACAACGGCCAAGUGAUGGGUGUGUAGAAGACAAAGCAUCGAGGGAAAAGCCAGGAGAUUGGAAGCUGCAGUCACGAAAAAGGACUCAGACGCUCCCUAACCGGAAAUGCUUCUUGACAUCAGCUUUGCAAGGUGCCAACAGCUGCAGAGCAGAGAUCUUUAAAAAUGAGUUCUGGUCUUCUUCGGAGGGGAAGGCAGGGGACGGGCACAGGAGAACGAUGUCUCAAGGUGUGCCACAGUUUUUCGACUCCCAGCGGACUUCCACCUACGAUAACGUCCCCACGCAGCCGGGGUCCCCUGGGGAUGAAGCCGGUACACUAUCAUCCCAGGCCUGUGACUCCAAGAGAGAUGCUCUUGCCAGCCUAAACUCUGAAACCGGGCCUGGGAAAAAGAACUCCGGAGAAGAGGAACUUGAAUCUUUGCAGAGGAUGGUCCAGAAGCUGCGAAAGGAAAUAGAAACACAGAAGCAAAUGUAUGAGGAACAGAUUGAAAACCUUGAAAAGGAAAAUUACGAUGUGUGGGCUAAGGUGGUGAGGCUCAGUGAAGACCUGGAGCAGGAGAAGAAAAAGUCUGCAGCCUUGGAAAUCAGCCUCCGCAACGUGGAGCGCUCGCGGGAGGAUGUGGAGAGGAGGAACAAGGCCUUGGAGGAGGACGUCAAGGAAUUUGUCAAAUCGAUGAAGGAGCCCAAGACCGAUGCUUGAGCAUCCCAGGAGCACCACAGAGACAGCCUGCAGAGACCCAGCAAUGCUCCCUUUCUCACUGCUAGCUGAUGACCAGGAAGCAAUAUUCCUCCCUAAGAAGGAGAGGACAUUUUCGGGGGGAAAACAUCACAUUUCCCAGUAGAUAAAUCAGUGGAGUUUGCAGGAGGAUAAGCGUGAGCCGGGACUUGUGUGGACAUCUCCGAGCCCUGGGGCUGUAUUCAAAGGGAUUGCAUUAUUCCACCGUGGUCUCAGGCCGAGUGAAGCGGCACCUCCCGUGGCUGAAUGGCUGUGUCCAAUGGAGACACUGCUGCAGGCCACAUCCCAGGACCCAGGCAACAGGGUGACCCCAACAGAGGCUGGACUGAGGAGUUGGUGCUUUGUUUCCUGUGUGGGACAUUUCACCUAGUCAGAUGGCCUCCGGGUGUCUCUGAGACACAGGGGCCAAAAAUGAUAUUCAGCUUUUGAUUUCUUAGCCAUGGUGGGCUGUGUUUUGAGGGGCUGCACCUACUGAAGCCAGGACCCCAUUCUGCCACCCGUCCCCCCGCCGUGAUGCACACUCUCCAGGGCUGCAAACUCAAAAUUAGUAUUAGGCAAAGACAAAACAAGCAGUAAACUGGAUUUAUGAAAGCAAAAGCAAUUAGAAAAUUAGAUUCAAAU